GUUGAGCCUUGUUUUGGGAAAGCCUCGUGUCGCUGUUACUAUUUGUUCUCGCGAGAGGACAGGAACGUUCCAUGGCUGCUUCCUAUCCUUGAAACGGACUAGCAUAUUGAGUUACCAAAUAACAUAUUGAAGGUCCCUUUAUGCAGAAUUAAAGCUGCAGGUAGCUGCUUGUAAGUUAUACGAGCCGCUUUAGUGUCGAACGGUAAGCUGAUUUACAAACUUUUUUGCGGAAGUUGAAUGCCGAUAAUCGUGUUGUUUUAGUUCACGACUCUACAGACCGAAUAAACAGGAUGUCCAAUUCAAUGUUGUCAAUGUCGUGUAAACCUAAGAAACCAGUCAGCGGUAAAACGCAUCAGCCUACAGGAGAUAGCUGGAGUCUGAACUAUGUUACUGGGGACCUGUUCUCCUGCCCCGGUGACGAGGCUCUGGCCCACUGCAUCAGUGAGGACUGCCGCAUGGGGGCAGGCAUAGCACUGGCAUUCAGGAAGAGGUUCGGACGGGUCCCAGAGCUAAAAGAGCAGAAAAAGCAGACGGGGCAGUGUGCUGUACUGAAAAUAGGCGGACGUUAUGUCUACUAUCUGGUCACAAAGAAAAAGGCCAGCCAUAAACCCAAAUACGACAACCUGAAAAUGAGCCUGGAGGACAUGAGGUCACACUGCUUAGAGAACGGAGUCACAAGAAUAUCAAUACCUCGUAUUGGUUGUGGCCUGGAUCGACUGCAGUGGAAAGAAGUGUCGAAUAUACUGGACGAGGUCUUCAAAGACGCAUGCAUCUCCAUCACAGUGUACAGCUGUCCUGAGAGAACAGAGACCACAGUGAUGAAGGAAAAUAUGCGCAAAUAGUUGAUGUAAAUUUUCUGUAAUAUUCCUGCAGUCUGUGGUCAUGAUCAUGAGUUUUCAGUCAUGGAAAAUAAAUGGAAAUAAAUGUUCUUUUUUGCAUAGCAAAGUCAAGCGAACCAUCUUGAGCUUAAUAAAAUUUAUAAUUGUG
Molecule: messenger RNA, 987 nt
Organism: Monopterus albus (swamp eel)
Lineage: Eukaryota; Metazoa; Chordata; Actinopteri; Synbranchiformes; Synbranchidae
Gene: oard1
Product: O-acyl-ADP-ribose deacylase 1
Exons: 5
Coding region: 291-842 (183 amino acids)
Biological process (GO): peptidyl-glutamate ADP-deribosylation
Source: RefSeq, a predicted model, not a curated record